AUGCAAGCUGCCUCGACAUUAGCUCUGCCGGCGUCGCCCGUGCAUGGCUCUGCGAUCUGCUGGUCGUACGAGAACCUGCUGGCUGCAGCGUUGGGCCCGCUCGUCGUUAUAACGAACCCGGCGAAUCUUAAAGGGCCACGUGGCUUCAUUCUGUUGCAGCCGUCGGAUUCUCUAGAUGCCCAGAUCAACGGCCACGUGGCUGACUCAGAUCUACCUGCCCCGGUGCUCACCUCCCUGCGUUCAUAUCUUCUGCUUUUCGUGUCUGUCCUUUUCCACCAGAUCUACCUGCCCCAGUCCUCACCUUCCUGCGCCUCCAUGCCAACUCCUCUCUCUCUGUCCGCUCCCUGUCCCAGAUGUCUCCUCACCUCUCUGCGUUCAUGUCUUUUGCCUUUCGUGUCUGUCCCUCCCGUCCGCCCUCAACUGCCAGAUCUACCUGCCCCAGUAUGCACCUCCCUGCUGUGUUCAUAUGUUCCGCGUUUGCCGCCUGUCCCUCUCGUCCGCCCUUCUCCACCAGAUCUACCUGCCCCAGUCCUCACCUCCCUGCGCCUGCAUGCCGACUCGUCUCUCUCUGUUCGCUCCCUCGCCUGGUCCCCACUGCUGCCCCACUCCAUACUGCAACACGGGUGCCAGCUGGCAGUGUGCUCCACGGACGGCCGCCUGAGAGUGUUCAGAGCGCCCGUGCAGGAGGCAGGGUCCAAGUGGAUCCAGGUGGCGGACCUCUCUGCCUCUCUUGCUGCUCAUUUGAGAGACGUGUGGCAGAGCCAGACAUGUGGCAGCAAUGAGAAGGUGACACGUGGCAGCGAUGAGAAGGUGACACGUGGCAGCAAUGGGAGACUGCCACGUGGCAGGGAAGACAAGGGGACACGUGGAACACAGGUGGACAAGAGGAAUGGGAGGGACGGCAGCAUUGCAGGUGGAACAGGGGGGAAAGAGAGUGAAGGCAGUGAGGAGGAGGAUGGGGAGGAGGGGGAAGAGUGGGGGGGAGAGGCAGAGGGGGAGGAGGAGGAGGAAGAGGAGGAGUCCGAUGAGGAGGAUUGGGAAGAGGAGGAAGACGAGAGAGAGGCGGGUAGGAAAGCUGGGAAAGCCGCAGCGGCAGCAGCAGCAGCAGCAGCAGCAGCAGCAGCGGCUUCAGGGGGAGGGGCAAAGAGGACAAAAUUUGCCGGACGGGCAGGUCUCAGUCCAGAGGAACCCGGCCAAUCGCAUUGCAUCGCGCCGACCCAGUUUGCCGCCCGGCACAAGCGGUUGUUUGCCACAUGUGCAGCGUGGUCCCCACUGAUGACGCUGACGUGGCAGAUGAACCAGCAAUGCACCGAUCAAGAGGAGGGAGAGAAAGGGGAGGGAAACGAAGGGGAGGGAAAGGAAGGGGAGGGAAGACGAAGGGACGGGAAGCAGGAGCAUGGAAUCCCCGUGACCUUCUCAUGCCUGGUCUCUGGAUCCCAUGACCAGCCUGUCGGCUGUUCUGCUCCCACACGCGUCUCAUCGUCACCCCAUUUCCCGUAUCUCUACCUCUCUUAUCCCAAUCUUCCUUCUCCCCGUUCCCCUCCCUCUCAGCUCGCCACCCCCAACGGCUCUCCAGUGACCAGCCUGUCGGCUGCUCUGCUCCCUCGUUCCAUUCCAACGGGUGUCUCAUCCUGCCCUCUCCACGGUGCUUCUAACCUUGACGACGCUGCUGCUGCUGCUGCUGCUGCGCCAGCAGCACCACGAGAAGCAGCAGCAGCACCUGCAGAAGCAACACCAGCAACAGCAGUUGUGGUGGUGGGAGCAGGGUGUGCGUCAGGGCAAGUAGUGGCAUGGUGGCUGCGGUGGGGAGAAGCGGGGAUGAGAGGGGGGCAGGGGAGGGGGACAGGGGGACAGGGGGGAGGCGGAGCUGCAACAGGGGGGAAUAUUAGCAACAAUGUGGAACCGGUGGGGGGAGUGGAGAAGAGGGGAAAGAGGAAGGGGAUUGGAGGAGUGGAUGGGUGGGUGAUGGGGGGAGGAUGGGCAGAUGCACAUGCAGCAGCGGUGACAGGGGUGCUGGUGGUGGUGCCAGGCAUGGGAUUAUCAGUAUCGGCAGCUCUCUACUCCUGCUCGCAGUGGGUGUGUGGGGGAGGGGAGAAUGGCGCAUGCAGCAGCGGUGACAGGGGUGUGCUGGCAGGGGGGCGAGGCAUGGGACUAACAGCGCUCUACUCCUGCUCCCAGACUGAUGGUGGUGGGGAUGAGAGGCAUGGGACUAGCAAGCAGCUCUCUGCUCCUGCUCCCAGUGCGGUGCAGUCGCUGUCAGUAGCGGACAAGUGGGCUGCGGAGGUCGACUCGAUCAAGUGCUGGUCAGUCAACCCUCCGCUCACCUUCUACAUCCGACUCAAGAACCAGCUACUGUUCAAGUGCUGCUCAGAAUCCAUGUUGUCGAUUCGAUCAAGUGCUGGUGAGGCUCCUUCUCCCUCCUCUCCUCCCUCCUCGCCCCCCGCGGACUUCCUUCCCCUGCGUCCUCUUCCCCUUCCCCGCGUCUCCUCCGCUCUCCUUCCCCCCCUUUCAGAGGGCUCCGAUGAUGGCACCACACAGGGCUCCGAUGAUGCCACCACACAGGUGAGACACAUAGAGGGUUGCCUGGUUAGACGACUGUUGAGACGUUGCAAAGCCCUUCCGCACCUCUCCUCCGCCCUCCCCUCCUCUUCCCCCUCCAAACCUCCUUCCCCUGCGCCUCUCCUCGCCCUCUCCUCCGCCCUCCCUCUCGCCCUUUCGGAAGGCUCCGAUGAUGCCACCACACAGGCCUCGCGCACUGACCCUUCUGACUUUGUCGGCUGUCACGGCCUUGCAUGCUCUCUCACCAUCCCAUCGUGCCUUGCCAUGCUAUCGUCAUGCUCCCACCAUCCCCUCUCUCCCAGGCCUCGCGCACUGACCCUUCUGACUUUGUUGGCUGUCACGGCCUUGCCUGCUCCCAUGGCUCCCAUGGCUCUCACGCCAUGCCAGGCUAAUUCCAAGCUCCCCUCCCACUAUCUCUCUCAUGCUCCCACCAUCCCCUCCCUUCGAUCCCUCCCAGGCCUCGCGCACUGA
Messenger RNA from Closterium sp. Naga37s-1, 3030 nucleotides. The record is from the annotation of a GenBank genome assembly. NCBI's taxonomy places the organism in Eukaryota, Viridiplantae, Streptophyta, Zygnematophyceae, Desmidiales, Closteriaceae.